Messenger RNA from Oikopleura dioica, 2463 nucleotides. The record is from the annotation of a GenBank genome assembly. NCBI's taxonomy places the organism in Eukaryota, Metazoa, Chordata, Appendicularia, Copelata, Oikopleuridae.
AUGAGGCUUCCUCUUCUUUUUUCGGGAAUUUUUUGCCACGAUGGUCCCCACUCGUGGCCAAUAAAUAGACUUACAAAUACAGAGAUAUCAGUAAAAGUCAACAGUAAUUGGCUCGACAAAGGAGGUUACGAGUUCGAACUUUUUAUCACUCCUUCUGGAGAUUUGGCUAACAAUGCAACACACAAAUGGGAAUUGUGCUUUGACACACCGAUGCCGACUGGAGAGACAAGCGAACAAAUGCAACAAGCCCGAGAGUUGCCAGGUCUUUCGCUGGGCUUCAGAAAUUGCAAUAUUUUUCAAUACCCUGGUACUCAUCGUUGUCUCCGCGACUGCGAUUCGCAUCCAAAAGAUGAAGAAAUUGGCUACAAAAUUAUCGCUAAUCCUCAUUCACUUGCGAAAUCAGAUUUCUUUGGGAACUUUUACUUCGUGACUCAUGAUGACAGCCAAAAACACGGGGAUGAAAACACACGACAAGCAUAUUUUAGUAAAAGCGAAGUUUCACGCGCGGAGCCUGUAUAUAUAAGUGCCAUCUAUCUCAUCGACCUUGAUCAAGAAUUCAUUGCAAUCGAAGAGGUAUUGAGUACUCAAUGCAAAGGCUCUGUUUGCAAAACACAGGAUUUUGUGCAAGACCCAACUGAGGAAAGCCAGCUACUUAACAAAGAAUCCAGUAAGUGGCUACCGUGGACGCCUGAAGAACGAUACGAACGAAACCAGAACGAAAACGAUCCCUCGACAGACGCGGAAAUCGCUCCAGUUACUGACGAUUCUUUGGAAAUACGAGUGUUGCACGUUGACAUCGCAAGAAAUUUCCACAGCCUGGAAACGUUGGAAAAAAUACUCAAAGAAAUGGCCGUGGUGAACAUGACGCAUCUUCAUCUACAUGCGACGGAUGAUGAAGGUUGGAGGAUUGAGAUUCCUGCCUUGCCAGAAUUAACGACAAUCGGAGCUCAUCGAUGUGCUCCUAUUCAAAACGAGCCAUGCAUGAUUCCUCAGUACGGAAGUGGGUUAUCUAAGGACGCACCACAAAAUGGCUUCCUUAGUGUCGACCAGUACAAGCAGCUCCUGACGACUGCUGCCGACCUUGGAAUCCACGUCAUAACAGAAAUAAACGGCCCUGGACACGCGCGCGCUGCUAUAGAAGCAAUGAAACUUAGAAACGACGAAACAUUCUUCCUUCACGAUCCCAAUCAGACCGUUUUCGACGUUCCUAGCGUGCAAUUCUUCACCGAUAAUGUAAUGAAUCCCUGCCAGGAAUCCACUUGGACUUUCUUGGAGACAGUGAUUUCUUAUCUCAAAUCCGUGCACGACGAAUUCAAUGGUUUCCAUGAAAUCAUUCAUCUUGGAGGCGACGAAGUAGCACAUCUAAAUUAUGCUGGGGAUCAAAAGUUCCCCUGGGAAAAUUUUCCGUCUUGCGAGAAAAUGAUCGAGGCAAAUAGACAAGAUCCAAACAGCUCUUGGGAAAACGGAAGACCCACGGAUAUGAGCGAGCUUCAGUGGUAUUUUACUUCAAAGUUCAUGAAAAUUGUCAAGGAUAAUGGCUUUACAGCGGGAGCUUGGGAAGAGUCCUUCCUGGACAAGUGGACCGAUAAAGCGUUUCCAAAAGUCCAGCCACUCGAGAAAUUCGGAAUGACUGCUUCUGACAAUGUCCACGUAUUCGUCUGGAACAUUGACUGGGAAUCAGAAGUGAAAGACUGGCCAUACCAAUUUGCAAACGAAGACUACAAAGUUGUCAUGACGCCCGCUACGCAUCUGUAUUUGGACCAUCCGAAUGAGCCGCAUCCUUCGGAAACGGGAUUUUACUGGGCGAAUAGAUUUACUGAUAUGAAGAUUAUUUACGGCUUCCAGGUCUAUGAUUUGUACAAAAACUCUGCUUUCGCCAUGAAUUGGUCCCCUCUCGGCCCCGGAACUCCUGUGCCACCAAACUACAAAUGCGAUGCAAACGGGCAAGAUGCUUGUGUCAAACUAGAAGAGUCGAAAAAGUCAAACAUUGUUGGUCUUCAAUGCUCAACUUGGAGCGAGUCGCUGCUAACAUCCGAACUGCUCCUGAAAAAUAUCUUCCCUCGAGUGUACGCUUGCGCAGCCCGGGCUGCUCAACCUACCCCAGUUUUUGACACGGCCGAAACUCCAGAAUUCGAUGCCGAUUUCACUAAAUGGGUUUCAAAAGUCAAGCCUCACAUGCAACGACUUUCAGAUAACGAUGUCGAUUUCUAUUUAGCGCCUCCUGGAGCAAAAUGCGAAAAUGGCAAGGUCCUAACAAAUCACCAGAUUCCGGGAAUCGACGUAAUUGUCGAGGAGAACGAUUCUAUUCGCGAAGACUCUGUCUUCACCGCCCAAGCUACUCUUGGGAAGACGAAGAGCCGCUCCGUUGAGAUUACCUGCGAAUCUGCUGGCGAUGGAGAUGGGGGUGGAAGCGCUUCAGUUGCGUUUUUCUCCCUUUCUAUGAUUGCGAUGCUCCUUGUUUAA